AUAGUCGUCCCUUUGCCUAUGCAAAGUAUGACAGCAAAGAAAACUAAACUAAACGUCACUGUCAGUCACGUCAGUCAAUACUUCCGUUGUCAUCGUGAUCUGCCCACGAAAUUAAUUCUUAUAAUUAUAUUUUUUAAGUUAAAUUGUUCAAACUGGCAUCGAGAAGAAUACUGUUUGUGGGUUACCACAAUUUCUCACCGAGCGUGGCAUAUCGGGCCAGCUGCAAUAGCUACGGCUUUGUGUCGCGGCGCAAGCACUCCAACAUGACGUCGGCACAAUGCGCCCCGCGGCAGCCCCCGGGCCGGCACGGGAGCCUCGGCUGCUCCGGAAACCCCGGCACGCCGGGUCCUGCGGUUACGAAACGUUAUGAUGAUAUAAUAAAAUCGCAAGAAGAUAAGAGAGAGUACAGAGGCCUGGAGCUCUCGAACCGAUUGAAGGUCCUCCUGGUGAGUGACCCCACCACCGACAAGUCGGCCGCCGCGCUCGACGUUAAUGUCGGUUAUUUGAGCGAUCCGGAGGAAUUGCCAGGCCUGGCUCAUUUUUGCGAGCACAUGCUUUUUUUAGGAACAGAAAAAUACCCAGAGGAAAACGAAUAUAACAAGUUUCUCUCUGAGCACGGCGGCUCUUCGAAUGCGUCUACCUCGUCCGACCACACGACGUACUAUUUCGACGUGCUGCCGGACCAUUUGGGAAAAUCUUUGGACAUUUUCGCUCAAUUCUUCAUCGCACCUCUGUUCACGGAGUCGGCCACGGGCCGCGAGCUGAGCGCGGUCAACUCUGAGCACGAGAAGAACACGUCAUCCGACACGUGGCGGCUCGACCAGUUGAAUAAGAGCACGGCUGAUAAAAAACACCCAUACCACAAGUUUGGCACUGGUAACCGUGAGACGCUAGAAACCACCCCCAAGGCGAAAGGGAUAGAUGUCCGCAAAGAACUCCUCAAGUUUCACGACACCUGGUAUUCUGCCAACAUCAUGACGCUAGCUGUCGUCGGAAAAGAAUCUCUAGACGAGCUCGAAGCUAUGGUGGUACCCUUAUUCUCAGCGGUGGCGGACACCUCGGUUGAAGCCCCAUCGUGGCCGGAGCACCCUUUUCCCCCGGAGCUACGCAGAAAGCGCGCCUACUGUUUUCCCGUCAAGGAUCUAAGGUCGCUGUCUAUCGACUUCCCUAUUCCGGACACUAGGAAGCAUUAUAAGAGCGGGCCAGGCCACUACCUGUCGCACUUGCUCGGACAUGAAGGGCCGGGGAGCUUGCUCGCAGAACUGAAGGCCAGGGGAUGGUGUAACAGUUUGGUGGGCGGGACACGUAUCGGCGCACGCGGCUUCGGUUUCUUUGGAGUGCAAGUCGAUCUGACCGAGGACGGCGUUGAGCAUAUUGACGACAUCGUUGCUCUAGUGUUCCAGUACAUAGCCAUGCUCCGUGAGACCAAGCCCCAGCGCUGGGUCUGGGAGGAGCAGCGAGACCUCAUGGCCAUGGAGUUCCGCUUCAAAGACGCGCAGGAACCCAGGUCUUUGGUCACCUCACACGUCGGCCUUUUACAUGAAUUCCCGAUGGAAGACGUCCUGAGUGCGUAUUACCUGCUGACAGAGUGGAAGCCCGAACUGGUAGACGAGCUGCUAGCUAUGUUGACGGCCGAGAACGUGCGCGUCGGUAUAGUCGCGAAGGUGUUUGCGGACAAGUGCACGCAGGUGGAGCCGUGGUACGGCACCAAGUAUCUGCAGGAGGACAUUGACCCUAAGAAAAUCAAGGAGUGGAACUCCAUGAAGCCGCUCCCCGCGCUGCACCUGCCGCCCCCCAACGAGUUCAUUCCUGCACGACUAGAGCUGGAGAAGGAAAAGGACCCCACCUGCGGCGCCGUGGCGCCCUCUAUGGUCAGGGACUCUCCGCUGAUGCGACUGUGGUUUAAACAAGACAACGAAUUCCGGUUGCCGAAGGCCUUCCUAACUUUUGAUUUGGUCAGCCCGCUCGCCUACCAAGACCCCACCAAUUGCAACCUGACGUCUCUAUGGGUGCUAGUGUUCCGCGACAGUCUGCAGCAGUUCGCAUAUUCGGCGGAGCUGGCCGGGCUACGGUGGAGCAUCGGAAAUGCCAAGUACGGCGUCAGUAUAACGAUAGACGGGUACGAUGACAAGCAGCACGUGUUGCUGGAGAAGAUAAUAGACAACAUUGUCAACUUCAAGGCGGACCCGCAGCGGUUCGCCAUCAUGAAGGAGAACCAUAUUCGCGGCAUCAGGAAUUUUGAGGCUGAACAACCUUAUCAGCACGCAGUAUACCAGCAGGCUCUUUGUUUAUCCGACCUGGUGUGGACGAGGUGCCAACUUCUGGAGGCUGCCGAUCGUCUAACGCCGGAGAUGCUGGAUGAUUUCGCAGCACGCUUCAUCAGAAAAGUCCACAUCGAGGGCCUCAUGUUCGGCAACCUCACCAGAGAGAAGGCGCUUAGGAUCGCAGACAUGGUUGAGGGGAAAAUACCAAAAGACGCAUCACCUCUUCUAGCUCAACAGCUUCUAUUAUACAGAGAAGUGGAAAUAGAAAAAGGAGCACAUUAUUUGCGAGAGAAAGAGAACGCAGUACACAAAUCGUCUUGCGCGUCUCUCUACUACGCGUGCGGCGUGCGAGCGACUCGACCAAAUGUUGUGCUGGAGUUGCUCGCACAGACCCUGUCGGAGCCCUGCUUCAAUGUGCUACGGACUAAGGAGCAACUCGGCUACAUUGUGUUCAGCGGCGUGCGGCGCUCCAACGGGGUCCAGGGGCUCCGAGUUAUAGUCCAGAGCGACCGACACCCCGCAUAUUUGGAGCAGAGGAUAGAAUCCUUCCUUAAGGAACACAAGGAUUACUUAGAAGCCAUGUCAGAGGAAGAAUUCGUGAAGCACCGCUCGGCGCUCGCGGCGCAGCGCCUCGAGCGGCCCAAGCGGAUGUCUACUAAGGCCUCGCAGAUAUGGAGCGAGAUCAGCGCACAGGUAUACAACUUUGACCGGCCGCGGGUGGAGGUGGACAUUCUCAACACAGUUACUAAGGAGGAGCUCAUACAGUUCUAUAAGAAACAUAUAAGCGAUUCGUCGGAGGACCGACAAAAGUUGUCGGUGUACAUCGUGUCGACGGCAGAGGGCGGCGCCGGCGCCAGCGGCGAGAAGAGAGACGAGGAGAAAACUGAGGCCAAGCCCACCGUCAUCUCGGAUCUCGUGGAGUUCAAAUCGAGGAGACGCCUCUACGCGCACCCCGUGCCCUUCACCAACAUACCGCGAAAAGGGGCCCAAUGCAAGCUGUAACCUCCAACAUAGACCAGUUAACCCUUUCAGUGCCAGCGCGUGCUAUAGGGACCGUGCGCGUUGAAGGUUCUGCCAUCUUGUGGCCUGAAUCGGAAACAUAAACAUGUGCAUUGCCAAAGCAAGUGCUACCAUCUACCGUUCUCGUCGGUACGUUUCCUUGUGCAUAGUAGGUUCUGCCAUCUUGUGGGCUACAUCGGAAGCAUAAACUUCAUAUUUACGCCUCUCGCCAAAAAUCUGACGGCUCCUAUGCAGCCCCCGAUAGUUCAUGGCCGGGUCUGGCCUAGUGGGUAGUGACCCUGCCUGUGAAGCCGAUGGUCCUGGGUUCGAAUCCCGGUAAGGACAUUUAUUUGUUCCUGAGUCAUGGGUGUUUCCUAUGAUAAGUAUGUAUUUAUCUAUAUAAGUAUGUAUAUCCUCGCCUAGGACCCAUAGUACAAGCUUUGCUUAGUUUGGGGCUAGGUUGAUCUGUGUAAGAUGUCCCCUUAUAUUUAUUACUUUAUUUCAAAAACAUUUAUUUACAUACAAUAUAUAUACAGUGGUACUACUAAACGAAAUUAAUAACUAGCUUAAAUCUAAAAUAGGCCCUUAUUUCAAAUGAAUUUCAAACCUACAUGUGUUUAUAGAGUAAUGAAUUUGCACAAAUAUAUUCUAAAAUGUCGUUUUUAUCUUCACGUAUUCAACGGUCUCCUACGAAGCAGAUCCCGGGUUGGGGUGCCCCUUAAUACGCCUAACAUUAAUUGUCAUAAUAUGAAUUGGCAUAACAUAAUUGUUCAUAACAUUAAACAGGCAUAAUAAUAAAAAAGCAAUGCUCUCCAAAGGGCCUCUACAUGUUGGAUCUAUAUCCCCA
Molecule: messenger RNA, 4110 nt
Organism: Cydia splendana
Lineage: Eukaryota; Metazoa; Arthropoda; Insecta; Lepidoptera; Tortricidae
Gene: Ide
Product: insulin-degrading enzyme
Exons: 26
Coding region: 264-3266 (1000 amino acids)
Biological process (GO): peptide catabolic process
Cellular component (GO): cytosol; mitochondrion
Molecular function (GO): metalloendopeptidase activity; metal ion binding
Source: RefSeq, a predicted model, not a curated record